GAGGGAAGGGUGCCUGCUCUGUCUUCAGCCAUUUAUAAUUUUUUGAGCAAAAUUUGUAGGAUGGUCAACAAUUGUGUGGGGACUACUUCAAGUAAGCAAAAUGGUAGUUCUUCAUCAAAAUGUUGUGCAUCACAUGUUAAAAUAUAUUAUUGUGACUUGCAGUGUAUUUUAUUUAUUGUUUUAUCAGACCAAACUGGAAAUAUUAUCACUGUGAAGGUGGAAGCAGUUACCUCUGCACAAGAUAAAGGACUGGUGCAGACAAACAGGAGAAGAAAUCCAUUAUCAGAAAAACAUGCCACACCCACGUUAGAUGAAUUAGAAGAAUUGGGUGCUGAAAUUGGAGAAGAGUGGAUAAAGCUUGGGCGUCGCCUAGGUGUGCAUGAUGCAGAACUUGAAGAAAUAAAUAAAGGUCAUGACCAACUGUCUGAAAAGGGAUACCGCAUGUUAAAGCACUGGAGACAAAAGAAAGGUUCUGCUGCAACCUACCAGGCUUUGUGUGAUGGGUUAAAACAUAAACUUGUACAGCGCCAAGACUUGGCAGAGAAGUUCUGUUACAUUAAAGGUAACAAGAAGAUCUUUUAGAUCUUAUAACCGUGCUUUUAAAAUUUAAAAUUUUGGUGGUUUUGCUAACCUUGCUAUCAUCUUUAGCAACUCAAUCUGUUUUAAAAAAACAAUUACAAUCCCUUGGGCCCUGUGAUUUAGUCAUCUAAAGACCCUGGAAAGACAAUAAAAUAAUUCAAUUGUUUCCCAAUGCUGGAAUUAGUUGUGUCUAACAGUAAACACCUCAAUUUCAAAACAAUGAUUUACAUCAAUAUUCCUGAACACUUUUUGUUGUUAUGAAAAUAAUGGCUUUAAUUUGGAUCGCACUGAUUUGGAUCAUUUGUCUGUGAGUGAUUCACCUUUUUUUUUUCCGCGAUCGAACUCCACUUUUAGUCUUUUUUUAAAUCACAAAUUAAUUAUGUACAAUACUAACACUACUCACACUACUAACACUUCUUACAAUACUUAAACAUUACCUACAGUACUAACAUUACUUACAAUACUAAAAUCACUUACUCUGUUGCUGACAUUACUUACAAUACAACUGUUACUUACACUACUACUACUAGUCACAAUACUAUCGUAACUUACACUACUGAUACCAUUGACAAUACUGUAGCUUACAAUAUUCAUUUUACUUACGCUUGACAUUUAUUACAUUUAAAAUCAAUAGAAUGAUAUAUGUAUCUAAAAGUUCACGGGUGUUUGAACGCUUGGUCACUCCAUGGAUAGUUUGCUUUUUAGCAAUACUUUAAAUGCUGUUAUGCUGUAGGUUUCACUUUCUUUAACUGCAGUAUAGAUGUAGUAACGGGCUACUAUCAGGCAAAGGUUGACAACAUGGAAAGAUCGCUUCUCGGGGUGAUGUGCAUAUAUUUUGCCAGUGGUACAGCUCUCAGGGGCAUAGCUAGCCAUUUUUGACUCAUAAGCCCUUUCCAUACUUCGUAUAUGUAAGUGUAGUGCGGCCGGAGAAGAUGGGGGGAAGUCAAGCAUGCCUAUGAUUUGUUCAAUCAAUUCAGUUUUGACUAAUCCUGGAUAUCUGAAUUUCUUGCUUGGCAAAGGACGGAAACUGAUCUCUAAUGUUAUGGUGGGAUGCCAUGUUUCUCACGUUUGUCAUUUGCAGUGACCAAUGGAUAUCAUAAUGGUGAAUUGCUGCUGAUUAAGCACAAUGGUGCACUCAUUUAGGCCUAGCAACAAAAAUGUAGACUGCUUUGAGAUUUUUAAAUGCUGAAAAGAUUUUUGGAAGAAUUUAUCAAGGUCAAUAAUUUUUAGAGUUUUUAGAGCCAAAAAAGUCUGUAAAAUGUGUUAAAAAAUGUUUUAUAUGCACAGUUAGGAACCCAAUUUGCUUGUAAAGCUAUAUAUAUGAGUGACAAGAGGCUUCAGUCAUGGCUUCAUGAACAGCAGGUUUUUAUUUUAACCAUUGUUUAACCAUUGUUUUUAUUUUAACCAUUAAUGGGAUUUUUAGACGCAUUCUCAAGAUUUGUUGUAAAAGUUUUGAUAUUUUUCGUUAAAAUUUUGAGAUUUUUAGAAAACAUGAGAUUUUUAGAUUUCUUUCUGAGAUUUUUAUAACUUUUUUGGAGAUUAUCUGGAUAGAUUUUUGGGUGAUUUUCCAGCAUUAUUGUAGCUAGGCCUCCACUUGUUACAUGUAUGCAAUCUAAAUAUAGAACUUAAGACAUGAGAGAAAAACCUGAAAAGAAGGUUGGGGACGUGAGCGCUUGAAUGGUUUUCUUGAGUGUUUUUGUUUUUGCAAUUUUCUUUUCUUCCACGUUUCCUUAACAAAGUCACCCAAAAACUAGUUCUAUGAAGUAAAAAAAGAAAUAUUCCAAGAGAAAAGAAAUGUACCGAGAAAACUUUGUUAGCCUGGGCUUACUGGCUUAAAGGGAGCUACAUCCCUGGUUGCAAAUGCCCAGCACAAUGCAUUGGUUUGUGAAAAUAGUUUUUCACAUAAACAAUAUUCCAAACCUUCUUCGCAAGUGUUUAAAUAGGAUGUUUUGGCAAUAAUUUAAAUUCUUGAUAACAAAAAUAGAGGAUUUAUUUUAAACAAACAAAUUUGUUCCAUGCAUGACUGAUGGAAACUAAUCUGUUUUCUGUGGCUGGAUGCAGGGUGUCUCGUGGGACAAAGUGAAAACCAAAAACUAAAUUUAUAGUUCCUUGAUGGAUGGAACCCAUCCAUUUUCUGUUGUUUCUGUGGUUGAAGAUCUCGCUUGUGAUUGGUUGGAACACAAUAAACAUUCCAGACAUAUUUUAGGUGUUCAUGGUUUUGUUUAGCUUGACUGUAACUAGGAACUUGCAAACAAACUUACUGUAACAAUCAUAAUUCAAAAUUUUCAAAUGAGAUAAGACAUUUGGCUUGCAUUUCCUCUGGAUCAUCAUGGUACUUUUAGUCUUGGUGGUGUCCAUAUCUGCUGAGGAGUAGGUGGCUUGAAAGCUGCUUUAAGUUCCAGUGGACCCUCUGUAGCAUUCUACUGCGAUGACCUACUAGCGCUUCCUAUCACCUGAGACAAUUAACUCUUGCUUGGAGUGGCUAGUUCGAUAAGUACAGUUGCCUGCUGAGGGUGUAAGGAUCUGCUAUAUAGAUAGGUAAAUAAUCUUUUAUUAAAUCAUGGUAAAAUUCAUCAACUUAAAAAAAAAACAGUUGAAUUGUUUUUUAAAUCUGAGCAGUAAAUUUUACAGUCUAAGUACCAAGUCAUAUGACAGUUUCUCCAGAUGGUGAUUUUAGGGUUGUCAAUAACAACCAUGGACCUUGGUGUCUCUUUUUUUAAUCACUGAGCCUUCUGUGGGCGAAUCUGGUACCUGUUUACAGUUUCAACAAUCUUAUGUCUGGUAUGGUAGUCAUGUGUCAUCUUUUCCCAGUAGAUUUUCUCUCUUCAGCACACUUGGUCAGAGUCAGUUGGUUUGCACAUGGUUGGGAGCAGUUUAUUUGGAUACCACUAGAACACUGUUGUUUUUAGUUUGUGAACCAUUCU
Molecule: messenger RNA, 3503 nt
Organism: Orbicella faveolata
Lineage: Eukaryota; Metazoa; Cnidaria; Anthozoa; Scleractinia; Merulinidae
Biological process (GO): signal transduction
Molecular function (GO): protein binding; glycosyltransferase activity
Source: RefSeq, a predicted model, not a curated record